Molecule: messenger RNA, 1575 nt
Organism: Puntigrus tetrazona (Sumatra barb)
Lineage: Eukaryota; Metazoa; Chordata; Actinopteri; Cypriniformes; Cyprinidae
Gene: dand5
Product: DAN domain family, member 5
Exons: 2
Coding region: 221-928 (235 amino acids)
Biological process (GO): determination of heart left/right asymmetry
Source: RefSeq, a predicted model, not a curated record
GCCAUUAUUCAGACAGGUACGAUAGCUGUUCAAGUAAUAAAUAGCUAUAAUAAAGCAAUGAUGGCCAAUCAUCAAAGAACCAGACGAGAGCAUAUAUCGGUCAGCUCUGGCCUCAUGUCCGCAACGACAGCAAGGUGACCAUACGGGACCUUGAACCCCGACUUUUAUCUCGAGCGGCAGAAAUCGAAUUUCGAACCCAACGUUCUCUAAUUCGGCAAACAUGACGUUUCGAAUCAGCUUUUUUGUUCUGUUGCCGGCGCUCACUUUGGCGGGCGCUUUCUUCCCGCGCGGCGCCUUUCAGCGGGACUUUCACGGUUUCGAAUCCUCCGGGAACGGACCGGACGAACCUCUUCGGGGAUCCGUCAGAGUCGUCAAACUAGCCCCUCAUUUUCUGCGACGGGCCGCCGGCGGUCGCGCGCCGUCUAAAAGCUCGCCGAGUCGGAGCGCGUUUCCCGCGUUCUUGGCCCUCGGGCGCCCGGGUCCGUCGGUCCUGUCCCACAACAAACCCGCGGCCCUGCUCCCUCGAGACGCCGCGAGAAAACAGGGUCUGGAGAUGUGGCAGAGAGUGAUGCGCAAAAGCGAGCGAAGCAAUGAGGCCGUGGCUCUGCGAGUCAAUCCCAAACAGAGCUGUGCAGCAGUGCCCUUCACACAGCGCAUCGUGGAGGACGGCUGCGAGACCGUGACGGUUCACAACAACCUCUGCUACGGCCAGUGCGACUCCAUGUUCGUCCCGUCCAGCGGAGAGUCCCGCGGACGGCCCAGAGCGCAGUGCACGCGGUGCGCUCCCUCGAGGACGCGCUCCGUGCUCGUGCACCAGCGCUGCGGGACGGAGGCGCGCGAGAGGCGCGUCACGAUCGUCGAGGAGUGCAGAUGCGAAACGAGCAGCGAAGAGGUCAAGGCCCAGAACACGGACACGCUUCAUUUAUAACAGACGUUUUAGUCACAUGAGUCUAAUAUUUGAGUGCACCGACGGUGUGUGUGUGUGUGUGUGUGUGUGUGUGUUUGCGAGAUUGACAAGCCGCACAAAUGUGUGAGAUUUGACGAAUUUUUCUGUAAACCGCCUUCUGAUAUUCAGAGGUGUCUUUGUGUUAAUUGUACGAUGCUGAUUUAUUUUAAUCAGUUAAUUUAUGGUGUCGUUUCCUAGCUUUAACUAUAGGUGUCGCUGUUGCACGAAUAUCAUUGUUGUUUACAUAAAUAAGAAUAAUUUAGGUAAACGCACAAACAUUGCAAUGACAUCAAAAAGUGGCCUGGAUUACUCGACUAUUUCCUAAACUGUAUUUGGUGCACCUUAAUUUAAGGUGUCCUUGUCAUAUUCUACAUUUAACUAUAGAGCAAUAUUAAUGAAAUGCACGUAGGCUUGCUUAUUAUAUGGUUAUUACUAGGAUUAGGGUUGCUUGCAUGUAAUCGUGUAAUUCGUUAAUAUUCGUAUAACAAGCACACCUUUACCGUAUAUUUGUUGUACUUUUUAUAUGUAAGCUAGUGGAAGACAAUUCAUUUACAUUUUCAGAGUAGAAGAGCUUAGGAGCCACUAAUAGGCUGCCAUACAAUGUGGAUCACUAUUAAAUAAAAACGUGC